This is a messenger RNA of Vespa mandarinia (Asian giant hornet), 3571 nucleotides long. Its product is annotated as anoctamin-4. The record is from RefSeq and is a predicted model, not a curated record. Gene Ontology annotation, cellular component: plasma membrane. Gene Ontology annotation, biological process: chloride transmembrane transport. Gene Ontology annotation, molecular function: chloride channel activity; protein dimerization activity. NCBI's taxonomy places the organism in Eukaryota, Metazoa, Arthropoda, Insecta, Hymenoptera, Vespidae.
UUAUCCGAGAUCAACAAGAAUCUAAAUACUUAUCCAUUGUCAUACACACACAUACAUAUGUGUAUAUAUAUAUAUAUAUAUAUAUAUAUAUAUAUAUAUGUGUUGUUUAUAUUGUCGUCGACCGAUAAAUAGUGUUCCUGACCUUUUCGAUUAAAAUGGGUGAUAGUACACUUACGCUCGAAGACGAGACUCAGAACGCUCACAGUAGAAGAUCAAGCACCGUAGGUGACGCUCCGCAAAACGGUUCCGAGUCUAGCAUUGGUGAAUCACAUUUGAGUGAGAAUACAACAUCGAUUAAAUCGACUGAUGCAUCGUCGAUUACGUCGACGAAAUCAACACCAGGUAAAAGUAACAGCAAAUCGGGAAGCAUUUCUUCGACUGCUUCAUUGAGUAAUCCAAAAUCAACAACUGGGCAUCAUUCGAGUAGAGAAAUCCUUUACGAGCUAGAUAAGAACUGUAUACUGCCAUACCUUUCAAUCGCAACGGAGAAUCCAUCGAAACCUGGGACGCCAAAAAUUCCUAAAAAAACGUCCAAGACAAGUGUAUACCCAUCUGGGAUCAAUUUGACGGCACGUGAUGCGUUUGGUCCUAAACUUACGGCCCCAGGAUCACCGGAAAGUAGUCCAUCGUUACCGAAUACGCCAUUGCCUACAGAUUUCGAUGAAACCGCAAAGGAAUGUUUAUCUCGUAAAGGAUCAUCGGUAGAAAAUGAAAUUACUUCGGAUACAUUAUACUUUCGUGAUGGCCGAAGGCGAAUCGAUAUGGUGCUCGUUUAUCAGGAAGAAAACGAGGGUGUCAUGACGGAAUUGGAAACUAGACGAAGAGAACAGAGACGUAUAUUUCAACAAAAUCUUUUAACGGAAGGCUUGCAACUCGAAUUAGAACCAAAAGAAAAUUCAUUCGAUGGUAAAACAUUUUUCCUCAAACUUCAUAUACCCUGGAAAAUAAAAGUACAAUAUGCUGAAGUUAUGAAUUUGAAAUUGCCAACAAAAAGAUUUAUCACUAUAUCGGUUAAAGCAUGGGGUACGGAUGGUACAAAAGGUAGGCCGAAAAUUUGGGAAAAAUGGUUAAAGUGGACCAACUGGAUACAAAAACUUCAUCACUGGGAUACCAAUCGAUAUCCCGAAGAACCUAGUUUCUAUGAUAGUAUUGAUUCUGGUGAUCGAGAGGAAAGAUUCGUCGUAAAGGAUCGAGAUACCGCAUAUACGCCAGCACAGAGAUCGUUAAUAGUGAUGCAAAUAUUGUUACGUACAAGGUACGACGAAAUGCAUGAUAAAGUUGGGAUUCGUAGACUUGUUGCAGACGGUACUUAUCUCGAUUGUUAUCAUUUGCACGAAGGACCAUACAACAAGCCAGAAGAUAACGGUGAAAUUUUAGAUAGACAUUUGCUUUAUUUGAUAUGGGCUAAUCCAAAACAAUGGUUUAAGAAACAACCAUUGUGGUUGAUAAGACGAUACUUCGGUGAGAAAGUAGCAUUAUAUUUCGCUUGGCUUGGUUUCUAUACGGAAUGUUUGGUUGCACCAGCUGUGGUUGGUCUUCUAUGUUUUAUAUAUGGCCUAGGAAGUAUGGAAGGAGCUGAUAACGUACCUAGCAAAGAAAUAUGUGAUGAUAAGAUUGCCGGAAAUAUUACAUUAUGUCCGCUCUGUGACAAAGCUUGUGGUUAUCAAAAACUCGGCGAUUCUUGUAUAUUUUCUAAGCUAACAUAUCUUUUUGAUAAUCCUGCGACCGUUUUCUUCGCCAUAUUUAUGUCAUUUUGGGCAACGACGUUCUUAGAAUUAUGGAAACGACGACAAGCUGUUAUCGUUUGGGAAUGGGAUCUUCAAAGUGCAGAGGAUGACGAGGAACCUAGGCCAGAAUUUGAAACGUCAGUGAAAACAUUUCGCAUAAAUCCAGUUACCAGAGAACGUGAGCCAUAUUUACCAGCAUGGUCGAAAGCUAUGCGAUUUUGUGCUACCGGUUCCUUUGUAUUUUUUAUGAUAUGCGUUGUCCUUGGUGCAGUAUUAGGUACAAUAAUAUAUCGUAUAUCUCUCGUUUCCGUAUUUUACGGUGGCGGUGGUUCUUUCUUACAAAAACACGCAAAGAUAUUCACUUCGAUGACAGCAGCCUUGAUCAAUUUAGUGAUAAUCAUGAUACUUACACGUAUAUAUCAUCGAUUGGCCAGAUGGAUGGUAAACAUGGAAAAUCCAAGAACUCAAACAGAAUACGAAUCUAGUUAUACGUUCAAAAUAUUUCUUUUUGAAUUCGUUAAUUUUUAUUCUUCGCUAAUUUACAUCGCAUUCUUCAAGGGAAGAUUUUUUGUACAUCCUGGCGAUCAAGACGCUAGAUCGUCCGAAUUCUUUCGUAUAAAGACAGACGUCUGUGAUCCAGCUGGUUGUCUCUCUGAAGUAUGCAUUCAGUUAGCUAUUAUAAUGAUUGGGAAACAGUGUUUCAAUAAUUUCGUUGAGAUUUUAUCCCCAAAAUUUUUAAAUUGGUGGCGCAAAAGAACUCAAGUUGCUGCUACGAAGGAUCAUGACAGACAAUAUACAUCUUGGGAAAGAGAUUAUCAAUUACAGGAUCCUGGAAGACUCGCACUUUUUGAUGAGUAUUUAGAAAUGAUUCUUCAGUAUGGUUUCGUAACUCUCUUCGUAGCAGCAUUUCCAUUAGCACCAUUAUUCGCAUUAUUAAAUAAUAUCGCGGAAAUAAGAUUGGAUGCUUAUAAAAUGGUGAAAGAAUCACGAAGACCUUUAGCAGAAAGAGUGGCAGAUAUUGGUGCUUGGUAUGGUAUUCUCCGUGGUGUCACAUACGUUGCUGUUGUAUCAAACGCAUUCGUCAUAGCUUAUACCUCAGACUUCAUUCCACGAAGUGUCUAUGCAUUUGUUUAUUCUCCAACGGAAGAUUUGGUCGGUUACAUUGACAGCUCUCUGUCAGAAUUUAAUACUUCUGAUUAUCGUGACGACAUGAAGAGUGAUGCCAAGGAACAUCCAGAAACAUGCCAAUACAGGGGAUACAGAAAUGGACCCGAUCACAAAUUAGAUCCUUACGGAUUAAGCCCACAAUAUUGGCAUGUAUUUGCAGCACGAUUAGCAUUCGUAGUUGUCUUCGAACAUGUUGUUUUUGCAUUGACUGGGAUAAUGAGUUAUGUUAUACCAGCUGUACCGCGUGCCUUAGCAACACAACUUCAACGAGAACGUUUGCUAGCACAAGAGGCUAAAUAUGAGAAGGGAUUAAAGGGUAGAGAGGACGAGGAGGAUAUACUUUCUGUAUUAAGAGAAGCUGGAAGUAUAGGUAGACCUACUGGUGCUCCUGGUAGAACCAAUUGGGCAAGACGUUUCAGUAAAAUGAGCGAUGGUUUGGAUGCCCACGUUGAAGUUGGUUCGAGGGUACACAGAUACAGUGACAGUUCCACUAUGUGGGAGGUCACUUAAAUUAUUCAACACAUUUUUUUUCUUUCUUAAAAUAUCAUUGAUCUCAUUCAAUUGAAAAUCUUAUUUCAAGAUGAUAUAUUGUAAUGUAUAUUAUUAUGUUAACACUUGUAUAUACUAUGUAUAGUACCGCACAUUUAAGAUCAAAAAAGAGAACACCAUCUUUCUUA